UGCUCUUCGACUCUGCUGAACCAUUAACGGAACCUGUUGAUUAGAUAAAUAGCUAAUUUCAAGGAACAUUUAUAACUGCUGGUUCAGGCUGCUAAGCUCUUGUAUAAGUUAUGAUGACUUCAUAUAUCAUCAUAAAGUUGUAAUCUCCACCGCCAUGACAGAGUCCGAAACUGAAAAUAUAAGCCAUAUUCCCCUUCAAAGGCAUCAACACAGAGAAAUAGACAGGCAGCAGAUGGGUAGCUUGAAAGAGGAAGAGCUGGUACAAAUGGUUCAAGACUACAUAGAAUCAGAAUCACCUUCACCCAUCUUUCCUGAUUUCUCAAACCGCCACCUUCCUUCUUUUAACCAUCUAUCUGAACAUUCUGCUUUACAGGAGAUUCUUAGGACUAGGACAGAAACUGAGAGGGAGGUUCUUGAGCAUGCAUUGAAGCAUAUUAAAGGCAAAAGGGAUGUCCACAAAACGAGUGGUUUGAAGAAGUGGCUUGCCAUGAGGCUUAAAAUGAAUGGCUUUAAUGCUUCUUUCUGUCAAACUUCUUGGGCUACUUCCUUAGGAUUGUCCUGGUGUAAAAAUUUCCCCCGUGAUUAUGAAUACAUUGCCAUUGUAGUGGAGAAUGAGAAUGGUACUGACACUGUAAGGCUCAUAGUAGACAUAGAUUUCAAGUCCCAAUUUGAACUUGCAAGGCCCACACCAACCUACAAAGAGUUGACAGAUGCUCUCCCGUCCAUCUUCGUUGGAAGUGAAGAGAAGCUCAACAAGAUUAUCUCAGUGCUUUGCUCAGCUGCCAAACAAUCCUUUAGGGAGGCAGGACUCCAUGUACCACCGUGGAGGACCAGCACCUACAUGAAGUCUAAGUGGCUCUCUGGCGGUCAUAAAGUUGCAGCAAAUAAUGCUGGUUUGGGCAGAGAAAAUAGGGAAGAAGAAACAAAAGGUGGAGCACAUAGUUUUAGCAAAUGGGCACCUCCAAUGGUAAAGGCUAAAAGAAGGGAUUUGGGUGGGGGUGGGUCUGCCUUGUCUAGUCAGUUUUCUAGCAUGGGCAUAAACUGUUGCUAAUAAUCACAGAUUGCUUUAGCUUCUAACUUUUGGCAGAGAGAUUCUCCAAUUUUGGUCAUCUUCCUAAGUGUCCUCUUAUGUUAUCUAAGAAUUGGAUCUUUUGUUUGUACUAGGAGAUCGGCAAUGAGAUUGACAUCACCAACGUUGUCCA
Theobroma cacao (cacao) is the source of this 1202-nucleotide messenger RNA. NCBI's taxonomy places the organism in Eukaryota, Viridiplantae, Streptophyta, Magnoliopsida, Malvales, Malvaceae. The record is from RefSeq and is a predicted model, not a curated record.